CCCGUCGCUGGCCGGGUUCUCCCCGGCGUGGGCGUGGACGUGGGCGAGGAAGGGGAGGCCGCGGCCCCGGCGUCCGGGAGGGGCCGCAGGGUGAGGCGGUGGCAGGCGCGAGGAACGCAGCUGUAUCCAGUUCUCAUUAUGAAUCAGAAAAAUGAGAAAACCGAGGAAAUUUUUAUGGAAGAAAGGAAUCCACUUAGCCUUGUCUGAAAAAUGGAGUAAUAGGUCUGGAAGCUUUAAGAAAUUCCAUUUUCCCCAACACUUGUGUGUUCUGAAAGCUAAGCCCAUCAUUUGUCAUAGACAGUUGAAGCAUUUCCAGUGUAUUAGGAAGGCUCUUCAAAUCCAGAAAACGUGGAUCCAGGAUGAACCCCUUUGUACAAACACCAAGUCCAGUGUGGGUGCCCAAAAUGUUAAUACUUUGUACUCUGAAGUAAAAGGAAAGGACACUAAGCAUUUAAUUUCUUCCUCACGGACUCUUCUGAAACUCCAUGCAGUUAAGUUGCUGUCGUCAGCAAAGCAGGACCAUGAAUACGGCAGAGAGAAACGACUCCUGAAGGCAGUUGCUGACUUAGCAGCAAAUACUGUUUUAGGUCAGGCCAAUGGUCAUAGACCUAGGACAGAGCCUCAAGCUUCUGACUUUCCCAUGAAGUUCAUCAGGGAAAGCCAAAGUCCGGGUGAGAGUGGGAAGAUUGUAGUCACCUUGAGCAAACAGAAGAGAAAGCGCUUUUGUUUUGGCUGCUACCAAGGCCUCGAGCACCACCUGAAUGGGGGACCCUUAAUUACAAAAAAGUUCCAACAUAAUCAGUAUCGAAGAAUAAAAGUGUCUCCUCUUAUGAUGUAUGAGAAAUUAUCCAUGAUUAGAUUUCGGUAUAGGAUUCUCAGAUCCCAGCACUUGAGAACAAAAGGUAGAAUUUGCAAGCUAAGAAAAGCCCAGCGAAGCUGGGUGCAAAAGGUCACAGGAGACCAUCAAGAGACCCUUAGGGAUAACACUGAGGGUGGCACUUGCAGCCCAGUCCUUUCCCCAGAACCUAAAGAUCCUUGCCCGCAUCAGUCAUACUUUCCAGAUAUGGACGGCAGUGUUUUGGUGACGGGAAAGAACUCUCAUAUGCCUGAUGGCCACACUAAAGGAAGUCCUUUCUUGGACAAGGAGCACAGUUUAGAUGAAGCAUUCCCCCACCAACAGAAUGGCAGUGCUGCAUACUCCUGGGACCAGUCAGCCUCUUCUCCUAAGUGGGACUCUACAGAGCAAAUUAGUGAAACCCCCUUAUCAGAACUUCCUUCUAAUAACAGAUUCGCCUCAGAAACUGAAAGAGCAGUUUUGACUCUGGGUCAGGAAAGUGGAACAAGUGCUGUCAGUGAUGACAGAGUAAAGCUGUCGCUGUCUGGAGCAGCUCAGUCUGUGAGUAGUGCAGAUGGGUCUGUGUCUCAAGAGGCUGCUCAGACUGAGAACUCCUAUCAGAUGGAGGAGGAUGGAUCUCUCAAGCAGAACAUUCUGAGUUCUAAGUUGCUGGACCAUCCUUACUGUAAAAGUCCACUAGAAGCUCCCCUGGUAUGCAGUGAAGUCAAACUAGAAAAUCAGGUAGAAGGUGGCAAGAACAAUGAGAAAGCAUCUCCAGUGGACGAUGAGCAGCUGUCAGUCUGCCUUUCUGGAUUCCUAGAUGAGGUUAUGAAAAAGUAUGGCAGUUUGGUGCCACUCAGUGAAAAAGAUGUUCUUGGAAGAUUAAAAGAUGUCUUUAAUGAAGACUUUUCUAACAGAAAACCAUUUAUCAAUAAGGAAAUUACAAACUAUCGGGCAAGGCAUCAGAAGUGCAACUUCCGCAUCUACUACAAUAAGCACAUGCUGGACAUGGAUGAUCUGGCAACCCUCGAUGGUCAGAACUGGCUGAAUGAUCAGGUCAUUAAUAUGUAUGGCGAGUUGAUAAUGGAUGCAGUGCCAGACAAAGUUCACUUCUUCAACAGCUUUUUUCACAGACAGCUGGUAACCAAAGGAUAUAAUGGAGUUAAAAGAUGGACUAAAAAGGUGGAUUUAUUUAAAAAGAGUCUUCUGUUGAUUCCUAUUCACCUGGAAGUCCAUUGGUCUCUCAUUACUGUGACACUCUCUAAUCGAAUUAUUUCAUUUUACGAUUCCCAAGGCAUUCAUUUUAAAUUUUGUGUAGAGAAUAUAAGAAAGUAUUUGCUGACUGAAGCCAGAGAAAAAAAUAGACCUGAAUUUCUUCAGGGUUGGCAGACUGCUGUUACAAAGUGUAUUCCACAACAGAAAAAUGACAGUGACUGUGGAGUCUUUGUGCUCCAGUACUGCAAGUGCCUCGCCUUAGAGCAGCCUUUCCAGUUUUCGCAAGAAGACAUGCCUCGAGUGCGGAAGAGGAUUUACAAGGAGCUGUGUGAGUGCCGGCUCCUAGACUGAGACCCAGCAGGGACUCUGGAACACUGACCACAUCGGAGCAGAUGGUUUGUUACUUGAAUCUCCACAAACACUUAUUUGAAUUUUUACAGAUUUCAGAUUGGUGGUAUUGGGCCACUGUUGUUACCUCAAAUUUAUUUGUUGCCCUUACUCAUUUCUCCCACUACCAUGUACUUUUUUUAAAUGUUUAGUUUAAUUUUUAACUUUAAGAAUUCCGUGCAUCCCUCCCAUAUUUAAUAUUUAUUAUCCAAACACAUGCAUGUAGACAGAGCAUGCAGUGAAAAGUAUUAAAAAAAAAAAAACUAGUAGAUUUGGUGCAGCUUUUGAAACUUAGUUAGAUGUGAACUGAAUACAUUUAAAAUUUAGCCCCACCACCUAAAAUGCAAGAUGUUUGUGAUGCAGCAUUACUCACAAUAGACGUUCCCUGUGGCAAAGAGGGUAGGGAGUGGUUCUGACAAAGCCAGUCUUGUAAACCAGCAGCACCUCUCACUGGUUUUCUGCUCCAAGUCUCAGCCUGAGAUACGUAAGGAGCUGAUAAGUGAGGCUGUUCUGUUCAUGGAGGCAUGCUUGUAAGCACAGUGCCCCUUUGGGAACUGCUGAUUAAGGUCUGAGAAAAAGGCAAUGUUCUUAUGGCCCAGUUAUUUUUAAAAGUUUUUUUGAUUUUUCCUGACGGGGUUUCACUGUAGGAUCCAAGCUAGCCUGGAACUCAUUCUAGCCAGGCUGCCCUCAAACUAUAGCCCUGUUUGUUUCCUGAGCGCUGGCUUUACACUGCCACACCAGCAGUGAAUGAGAGUUCAGACUCGGUCUUGGGAAUUAGAGCACAUGGGCUAGAUCUCAUAGGGCUUUUGCUUCGUCAUUGAAUUCCCUGGAUUUUUCUGGUUUUGACCUGUGAAAAAAUUUAGCAUCCAUCAAACUUGUUAGAAGUAAUUUGCAAGUUCUCACUUCCCUUUUACCUCCCAUGUGGAAGAUGUUUGCAAUUUACCAAAAACAUUUCAGAGUAUCUGAAAUGUAAACAUCAAAAUGGAAGGUUGAUUUUAGGUCUUUUGCAGAUGGUGGGGAGAAGAGAGAAGGAAGCACCGAGUUCUGUGGGAGUGCUGCACGCAGAUUAGGAAUGUUUGCUCCCUUCUCUGGGAGCGCAUACCAUACAGGCUUCAUCUGGCUUCUGCAAGAACAGCCGUGAGCCUGCACACAGGAGUUGCCUUUUCCUCCUCUCUUGAACUGUAAAGGGCUCUGUCUUAGCUGCAUAGGAUGCCGGGAUGGAUCUUCUCUCUUCAAUCUGGCCUUUUGUGACAUUUGAAAGGAAAGGAAAUAAGGAGCAUGUUAAGCUUAACCAGUUAUCUUUUCUGAAUUGAGAGAGAAUGUAAGAAACUCAGAAGCUUGUACAGAGAAGUACUAAGUGAACGGCAGAAGAUAACUUUAUGCCUGGUUAGGUACAGGCUGCUGGAAAAACAUAGUGUUUAAUUUGCCCAUAAGAUGUGGCUGGCUGAGCAGGGCUGACCGCCCAUAGUUGAGGGUCGAAUUAGACAGACGUUGAUAUGCAGAAUUCCUGACACCAGUGUGGACACUGGGAUGCAGCCCCAGCACUUUGUUCUCCUAAAUCAUCCAGACUUCAAAAGUCCUUAGCAUAAAAACCAGGUCAGUAUUUCUUACUGUGCUUCAGGUCAUUAAAAAGACUGGGAGUAGAUGCUGCUACAGAUAAGGUGGUAUCACCAUUAAGAAAGAUGAGAAUUUAAGAGUAGGAAAGAGGACUUUUUUUUUUUCUUUUAUGGUACUGGGGCUUGAACCCAGGGCCUGUGUAUGUGCUAGGCAAGGGUUCUAGCACUGAACUACACUCCCAGUUCUUUUUAUUAUUUUUGAGGCCCAAUCUCACCUUUAAUUGUCUUGCUAUCCUCCUGCAUCCCAAAUAACUAUGACCUACACUACCAAGUCAGACCUAGUUGAAGAUGUCUUUUUUUUGGGGGGGGGGAGUAACAUAAGGAUUCAGGGUCUCAUGUAGCUAAGGAUGACCUUGAAUUCCCAAUCCUCCCUCCAUCUCCCAAGUGCUGACAUUGCAGGUAUAUGCCAUCAUAACCCAGCUGAAGGUGUGGUUUUAAUGCUUUCAGACAUAAUGGCAACAACAUGGGACUCUUCAAAAUUUGUAUGCAAGACAUUUGCUGUGUUGUUGUUGGGUGGUUUUCUUCUUUUUCCUUUUUCUUUCUUUUUUUGGUGUGGCUAUACCAAAGUAGCCAGUUAAUGAUUGACUCAGUGUCUCUCGUUUUAAAACUUCUUGAAUAAUGAAGUAAUGCACUUCCCCAUGACAGACCCAUCAUGCAGAAAAGACAGUUGUAUUCUUCUAAGAAAUUUUUUUUUUGAGAUAGGAUCUCAAUUUAGCUCACGCUGGCCUCAAAUUUGCAAUCUUCCUGCCACAGCCUCCCUAAUGCUGGGAUUACAGGGUCAUGCCAGCAAGCCCAUUGCCUGGGAGAAUCAUAGUGCCUAGAGCUUGAGUUACCAAUUUCCUCUAGCCAGAAAUGGUCACAUUAGCACUGAGGCAUGCAGGGGUGAGCAGAGACAAGCUGCUACUCUCUACUCCUAGCAUGAUAGGGUGCCUUCAAGUCAGCUGCUCAGCAUGCUUUAGCCUGAACGCUGAAUAUUUUAAGUAUGUUUUCAACGUGUUUCUGUCAUUCAUAGCUUGAUUUCAAUAUACAGUUGCUCUCUCUCCUUGUGACUACAUGUUAACUUCUAUUUAGCUUAAGUCCUAGAUGAGAAAGUCUUGAUGUUUGCAGUAAUUACUUUCUUUCAGCAAAGCCACUCUUGAAAUAUACUCUGGGCUGUUGGUAAGACAGGCAUUGCUUUACUGUAACUAGCUUGGCACUGAACUGUUUGGGUGCCCACAAGGUAGGCAGACCUUAUGCCAUUGGGGUUAAGUGCAAGCUUUGCACAAACUAAAAGCUAUAUAUAAGCCUCCAACAAGUUGCCUAGUCCUUUCUCUGGGCAAAUUUAUCAGGCUAUAUUUGCUUCUUUCCAGUGGUUGUUUUGUUAAAUUUAUAGCAGUGAAUGUAGAUUUAAUUCAUCUUUUAGUUGUCUUAAGAAUCAUGGAGAAUUUACUUUUAGUUUAACCUCUUAAAGUGGGGGGGAAGCAGUUGCUGCCAAUAAUCCCAAAUCACAUUUGUGUCUUUGCAUUGUAUUUUCUACUUACCAUUGAAUAUGAAUAACUUAGUCAUCUUGACUUUAUAUUUGGAACAAAACAGUAACAGACCCAUUGGGACACAGCCAGCUGCAGCACUUGGCUAACCAUAAUUGUGGUUCACUGCUUCUUCCUAGAUUUGAAUUGUGGCAUCUGAAUGGGUCUCUGGACCUUUAAGUGAGAAACAAUGAAUUACGUAUACUGACUAUCUACUCUGCUUCAUUAUAUUAAGAGGCCAGUUACAAAGCAUAUACUUUGUUAUUGUGCUAGGCUCUGCCUCCUGGCCAGGAGAUAACUAAGACCUAGGGAACACCGUCAAGAGAUGUGCUAAUUUGUAUUUGGGCGUUACAGAAGCAAACCUAAGAGAAGUUGUUCACUUAAAUGGUACCUGUUGGUCAGAAAGAUAAUUUAUUAAAUAUUAUGAUCAUGUAAAAUUGCAGUACUCAACUCUUCUAGCAAAAUAUUUUUUUGAGAAAUAAACUAAAUGCCUUUAUAAA
Molecule: messenger RNA, 6058 nt
Organism: Jaculus jaculus (lesser Egyptian jerboa)
Lineage: Eukaryota; Metazoa; Chordata; Mammalia; Rodentia; Dipodidae
Gene: Senp5
Product: SUMO specific peptidase 5
Exons: 10
Coding region: 152-2401 (749 amino acids)
Biological process (GO): protein desumoylation
Cellular component (GO): nucleus
Molecular function (GO): deSUMOylase activity
Source: RefSeq, a predicted model, not a curated record